Molecule: messenger RNA, 3939 nt
Organism: Portunus trituberculatus (swimming crab)
Lineage: Eukaryota; Metazoa; Arthropoda; Malacostraca; Decapoda; Portunidae
Exons: 6
Coding region: 579-1166 (195 amino acids)
Biological process (GO): protein stabilization
Cellular component (GO): cytoplasm; membrane; cytosol
Molecular function (GO): adenyl-nucleotide exchange factor activity; protein-folding chaperone binding
Source: RefSeq, a predicted model, not a curated record
CCUCUGUAGGAGCGGCGCCUCAGUAAGUGCCUCAGUGCAGGUGUGCCCUCUGCCCUCCUACGCCCCCGCCUCAGCCUUUCCCGGCCAGGGGGAUCAUAGUGCUACGGUAGUAUAUGCUUAUGCAACGUUACACUCCUUAGGCGCAAUUUGUAGCAUUGGAUAUGCUUGUCUUAUGUAACUGUGCCACCUCUAGAGUUGCCAGUAAUUUUUAAAGCUAUUGCUACUGACGACACUGACCGUUUGGAGAGAUGUAUUGUAAAGAAUCUGGAUAAAAAUUGACUCGGCACGGCAAUCCAUCUGGUAAAGUUUCAGAUGGCUGUGAGUGCUGCAUCAGAGUAGUGGCCCAACCCACGACUUACCAAGGUUAGGGUAGGUCAGGCAAGGUUGUAUUGAUCCCUAUGAGUGACCCAACCAAACCUUACCUAACCUAAUCUCUGUAAGCCAAGGUGCAGUUUGAAUAUAGAGCCUUGGCACAGGUAUUGGAUAAUCAUAUUAGAAGGCAAUCUCUUUCCUCCCAUGGACUCAGGAUACUUGUUUGUUUAAGACAAAGGAGGUUAUUUAAGUCAAGUGCAUCAAGGAUGGGUGACGAGGAGUACAGCAUUACGCUGUGCCACGGCACCAUCCGACACGAUGUGCUGGUGAAGGGCACCUUGACCCUGGAGGAGUUGUCUAGAACGAUUGAGGAAUUGACUGAUGUGCUUCACAACAGCCAGAAAAUCAUUCACCGGGGCAAAACUCUCUCCCGGGGUGAGGUGACCCUGGCGUCGUGUGGCGUGGGUCCUGGUGCCAAAUUGAUGGUGCUGGGCAAGAAGCACGAACAUGAGGACAACAGCAUCAGUUUUAAGGCCGUCCUAAAAGUUGAAGAAUCAUGUAGCAAAGUAGAACGGCGCCUCAAUGACGCCAUUCCAGAGGUGGAAGGAAUCUCUCAAGGCUACAUGGAUCCCCGAUUGUGUGGGGAGGCACUUACUAAGCUCAGGAAACAGCUCCUUGCCGUUAAUGAAGACUUCAUGCGUCAUCUGGAGCAGCUAGAUGGCAUUGAUUUCCAGGAGACAGAUGUUCGUGCCAGGCAGAGGCGGAAAACACUGGUGAAGAGAAUCCAACAGUUGAUGGAGCGAUGUGACCGAGAACAUGAACACAUCAACAAAUUGUUGAUGAAUUACACCUAGUAUUAGGGUGGCAUCCUGUAGUCCAGCCUUCUGUAAGACGCUUAACUCAGUUUUCUAGUUUAAACUCAGUGGUGAGUUUUGAUUAGCAGAGUGUGUGUAAUACAUUAGUUUCUGUUUGUGCUAUAAAAGAGUGACCUUGAGAUUAAAAAGAUGUGUGUGUGUGUGUGUGUGUGUGUGUGUGUGUGUGUUUUCAGCAUAUAGCCAGGCUUCAUGCACUGCAUGCUGGCAGCUUGGUAUGAACAAAAUCAUAGGUAUUUAAACACUAGAGUGUUUUCACAUGUACAAUAACUUAAUUAACAUUCAGAAGAUAGGAAAAUUACUUUUUUUUUCAGGUUUUGUAUGCAAAAAUCCAUAAGAUUGUUUCAUCAAAAAAUUACUUACUAAAAACUGAACACAUCAGUUAUAUUAUAAUGGCCUGCUAUUCAUGUAGUUGUAGCUAAUUAUGUUGAGUUAUCUGGCAUAACUCAUCAAAAAUGUGAUUGGGAUUCAGCAUGAUAACUUUCCUCUCCAAAAAGCAUGUGAAUGGCAGCUGCCUUGUUGUUCUCCCUAUAUUCAAUGUUCAACAUUCAAUAUCCUGCUUAAAAAUCAAAUAAUUCCAGUGUUCACCUCAUAAGAUUUGCUAUGUCACAACAAUGUGACUUUAAAUUUAUAUAUUUACACUGUUUUAUGUACUAAAUGUAACAUUAUGUGUUCAUACAGUUAAAAUGACAUAUAUAUAUUCAUACAUAGAUAUAUGCAAUGCCAGAUAGUUUAGGAAGUACUAACAUGAUAUGAAUAAUGCAGGUUAUACUGUAUUUGUGGAAGUGCUACAAAGGAGAGGUACCAAAAAUUGUGGCAUAUUGACCCUCAGCAUUUAUUUUUUGUAACAAAAAAGGCAAAUUCCAAAUAAGGCUGUAUCAGUUUUAGCUUAAGUAACCGAGUGUUGUUAAUGGAGCAAACCCUGCACAGUUAGUACAGUCAGUGGUGGACUGUGCUGCUGCACGGCCUCAUGAAGAGACCCACGCUAAUACCAGAAAGAUCUUAUGAAGAGACCCACACUGAUACCAGAGAGAUCUUGUGUGUGUGUGUGUGUGUGUGUGUGUGUGUGUGUGUGUGUGUGUGUGUGUGUGUGUGUGUGUGUGUGUGUGAGAGAGAGAGAGAGAGAGAGAGAGAGAGAGAGAGAGAGGGGGGGGGGGUGCUAUUUUAGUUAUCUUUGGGAUCAUAACUUGAAAUCAAACUAAUACAAGGAAGAUCACUUGGAAAGUAAUUGAAUACUGAAGAGAAUGACUACGCUAUGUUUUGGUUAUAUAAGACUGUGUAAGCAUAGUUGCUACUUAGCAAAUGCUACAAUUUUUGGUACAGAAGAGGUAGAUGCAGAUGUAAACAAUAAAUGUCAUACAGUGAUGCUACUAUGUUAUUCAUUGUCACUGAAAUAUGUACUGCUUGCAUUUUACAAGUAUGUAUGUAUGUUAUUUGCAGUUAGUAGUGAAAAAAGUGAGAAGAUUCACUAGUUUUGAUGGGACACUAUCUGAAUUUGAGAACAUUAGGUAUAAUAUUUGACAUUUUUAUUUGAUUAGCUUACCAAAUGGUAUAUAAACAUAUUACUUUAUUCUCUUAUAAAAUUUUAGAAAGGAUUUAGGAAAAUUAGAUUACUUUAGGUUUGUGGAAUGAGAAGAGAGUUAAUAUCAGCAGUGAAAGGCUGUUCCUUUGCUGUUCCUUUACCAGUGCAAAUGCAAAGACUAAUGUAACUUAAACUGCGUGACAUUUGUUGUACAAUUAUGGAACUACCAUGGUUUAAAGCAUUCAAAACUUAAAUUAAGGUUCAAAUGUGUAGCUUAUAAUGAACUUUAUACAAAGCUUAUUGCAUUGCCUUUUCCAAGAGAGCUCUACUGUACAUAUGUUUACAUAGUGUAUUUAUUUUUCCUACACCAUACAUUUUUAUAGACCCUCUUGUUACAUGUGACCAAUUCGCCCUCUGAAAGGAAAUUUGUAUGGAAAUAUAUAAAAGUUAUGUUGGCCAAGUAUCAAAUGCAUCAGAAAGUUCUUUGGCAUUUCAAGCAAAAUCUUUAAACAGAAGUUCAUCUUCUGUUUCCUGAGUGUUGAUCUAAAUGUCACCGACAUGUUGUUUGAAGGAACUUUCUCAUAAUAGUAUGAGAGAGAUCCACCAUCACUCUGAGAACUGUUGCACUGACAGCUUAGUACUUUUAUAUAGCAGCAAUACAUGACUAGAUCAAAGGUAGGCCUCAACAUCUGUUUUUGCCUGAUGUUCUGACAGAUACCAUCAGAGUUUGGUUGUUGUUCCCUGUAACUCUUCUGCUCACCACCUACAGCCUUAUGCCAUUGUCAUCAGUGUGUGGCAUCUUGCCAUCUCAAUUUCCUGAUCACUACAAAAUACUAAUAACCUCAGGAAUUCAUUCUGUGUGGUUGCUUAGAUUAGUACUGGCAGGUUUCAUGCAAACUAUUUUGUUCUGUUUUGUAUAAAAUGAAAGGCUUUAUUUUUUAUUCCUACUGUACAUAUUGGUGGCUUCCUAACAAUAUUAUUACUAGAAUGUAGCUUCUGAAUAUUUUCUGCUUGAAAUAAAAAGGUGUUCACUAUUCAAUUAAAUGCCUCUGUGAUGUUCUGUGUCCUGCCAGUAACAAGUACUAUGUGCUGUUUUCAUGCCAGUGACUAGCACAGUUACUGCAGGACCUGGCCAGGUUGUACAUCCGUCACACUUUUAAGAUACAAGGUAAUAUUUUUCUCAUAUAAGCUUGUGAUCAAAAUAAUCUUUCUAAUAAAAUACUUUGUGCAAUA